AUGCCAACCCGACUUCUACCAUUGCAACUCCCUCAAAAGGUGGAAAGAGAAAAGGCUCGGAUGCUGGAGCUCCUACAGCAAAACUACUACUACAACAAUGACGCCGAUCACUCUUCCAUCUACUACACCCACACCUCCAGCUCUUCCUCGUCCGACAUCGCCUCACCACUGCCCAUCACACCAACCUUUUCGCGCCCCAGCCACUCGCGUUGCUCUGGUUCGACCUCUUCGCUCGAGAACAUCAUGUCUCCGAAUGCCUCCUCCGAGUGCCCCAUCUCGCCAUUACAACAAACGCAUACCAACAAGACCAACAAGACCCAGCUCCCCGACGUGCAAGAGUCCCCAUUGGAGAGAAAUUCGGUCGACAUCUAUGAGGACGAGGACGAGUACGACCUUUACUCCGGUGCAGACGAGGCCAGCCUAGGGGGUCUUUACGAUUGCCUGUGCGACGAGGCAUGCGACCACCACAACGAUGUGGCCCGACCUUCCAUGACUUCGGAGUUCGACUGCGACCUCAGCUUUUUGAGCGAAGUGGAUUUCAGCGAUAGUUUAGGGUCAAAAAAGAGGAGGCAUGGAUCAGAUGCCGGAAUGUCAUCUUGGAGUUCGAGAAUAGGGUCAAAGCUCCCGAGCUUUCCAGGGUGGGGAUCCACGUCGAGGCGAAACCAGUUUGCUUCUGCACCCGCCUCCGUCUCGUCGCUUGUCCAGCGUCCCAGCAUUUCCCGAACCUUUUCCCGUGCUGCCUCGAGCAGGUCAUCGUCGAUAUCCCCUUCGAUGCGACGCCCUUCUGAGCAACUGCAACAGCCACAGCAACAACAACCACCGCAUUUCACCGAAUCACCUCUUCCCACCACCCCUGCGCUCUCUUUCUAUGGCAGCGCCGACGAAACUGUUUCUCCUGCUUCCCCGCUUCAGGAUGCGCAGGUAGCCGCUGGAAAAAGCCUGGAACGGGAGCGUGCCUUGGCUGCCACUCCUCUCCUGCCUCCUUUAUUCACCGAAAGUCCAGCAACCCAAGGAAACGCGCAGUCGCUUCAAACAUCACCUAACCCCCAAUACUACCCUACGCCACCGCUGAGUUCCAAGGCAUCAGUAGCAUCGUUCCGCCGCGCAACUGCGAGUACCAUCAGUGAACUACCUUCGCCGCUUCCCUUUCUUGAGGACCAGGAUGCUUGGUCAGAUCGUCUAGGACACGCCAACUUUACGAUUGAGCCCAGGCCCUAUGUACCAGACACGGCGGAUUUGGCGACAUACGAGGCCUUCCGUGCUGAUUGGAACCAAGCCAGGAUCAACUUUACCAAACACCUUGUCCGGACUGGGGAACACUACGGCCUGACGUCAAUUACGUACGGUUAUACCCAAGAAAAAUGGGCAGAGUUGGAGCAGGAAUGGAGCCGGGCUGAGGAGGAUCUUAUUCAACGACUGGAACCACAGUUGACCAGGGCGACUACAACACUGCUCCGUCGAGCUACUGAGGAUGUGCUCCCAGCUGCCGUCCCCGAAAUGCUGACGGAUGAGGGCAAGUUUCCGGACCGCGGCGAUGUGGACAUUGUUGGACCAAUGGUCCGCGAUGCCGUCAUGGCCGGACACGAUGAUAAGAAGAACAGCGCCUCCCUUUGGCUCAAAAACAUCGUGGAUAAAGUGGGGCGCCGGAAGUGA
Neurospora tetrasperma FGSC 2508 is the source of this 1653-nucleotide messenger RNA. RefSeq lists its product as uncharacterized. The transcript has 2 exons. Bases 1 to 1653 code for a protein of 550 amino acids. Lineage: Eukaryota; Fungi; Ascomycota; Sordariomycetes; Sordariales; Sordariaceae. The record is from RefSeq and is a predicted model, not a curated record.